UAUUUUUCAUUUAAGGGUGACUCAGUAUGAUCACUCCGGCUUUCGACAUCAGCCAGGAUGCAGACUUCCUUACUAUCACCAUCAAAGUUCCCUAUGCCCGGGUGUCGGAAUUGGAUAUCUACAUUGACGGAGACGACUUCAAAUUCUACGCCAAGCCUUACUUUCUCAGAUUGACCCUGCCGGGCAGAAUUGUGGAGGAUGGGAGACAGAAAGCCACAUAUAAUGCUGAUGAUGGGGUAUUCACUGUCCGAGUGCCUAAAGAGACCCCAGGACAGAAUUUUGAAGGCCUAAAUUUGCUGACUUCCCUAUUGGCACCAAAAGGAGUUCGAACAGCUAAACACCUUGUGGAAGAAAUAGGAGCUUCAAAUGAGAUCCCGGAAGAUGACGAUGAAGACUUUGAUUGGCAGAUCGAACAGACACCUUAUGAGGAGUCGCCCUCUGAUGAGCUCGGCUCCCAAUGCACCUACGGUUUUGGAAAUUUGCGAGUUGGAGUCUUCGGACGACUGCAGGAAGAACUGAAUGAUGUUAUUGACUUGAGAGACCCUGACGUCACCCCGGCGGCGGAACGCACACGCAGGCGCCUGGAAGCUGAAAAGGCCAAGUUUGACCCCGAUCAUUACCUAGCCGACCUCUUUGAAGACGAUGCUAUCAAACAGUUGCUGAGGUACAAAACCUGGUGGGUGGAGAUCCCGGACAGAGCCGCCAAUGUUUCCCAAGAAGGAGAGGACAAAAGAGUCACGUUUACAGAGAAGGAGAAGGAGCAGCUGAGAAAAUUCACCAACAAGUCCUAUCUGCUGGAUAAGAGAGCGAAGCAGCUGGCGUACCUAGGUCUGAUCGAUGUGCUGCUGGCGUACUGCUAUGAAACCCGUGUCACUGAAGGAGAGAGAAAUGUAGAGUCUUCGUGGAAUAUCAGGAAACUGAGUGGAACUCUGUGCUGGUUUGAGAACUACAAGUCGGUGAAGGACGUCCUGGUGUCUUUCGGGAGACGUGUGUCAUGCUAUCCACUCUAUAGGAACUUUCGUCUGGUGACAAAGUCCGUCCAGGAUCUCAUCUCGCUGCUCAGAUUGGGCAAGGCCGCGGUCCUCAAGUGCUUGUUGGACAUCCACUCAAUCUUUCAAGAAAACGACCCCGCGUACAUUCUCAACGACCUGUAUAUUACAGACUACUGUAUCUGGAUUCAAAAAGUCAAGUCCAAGAAAGUGGCGGCUCUGGCAGACUCUCUGCAGGCCGCCGGCCUCUCCAAAGCAGACCUGGGCUUGGAGUUGGAAGAGUUGGAGGAAGCUGCCAGUCUGGUACAAGAGGAAGAGAAAUUGCUGGAGACGGCCGGCAGCGUUCCCAGGCAGCCCGCAGCCCUCAUUACCUCUGAAACUUCCAGCAGCUCCUCAUCUGAAUACACUUCAUCCGACGAGAGCGACGACGGCGGCAGCAGCAGCGAGGAAUCGGAAACCAAAGACUCGCCCGAGACGGCUCUCCUACAGGCUGCGGAGAUAACAACCAGCCAACCUUCCCCCACCCGCGCACCUGUUCUUGUAGAAGACGUGACAGCGCACGUGGCAAUUAGCGCCCCACAGGGCCAUGCCGCUGACGGCUCCCGAGGCGAGAAGGAAACAGGCAGCAGCGUCCGGCAUCCAGGACGUACCGAGCCAGAGGCACCCGUCAGCCACUUCUUGGAGGUGACCCCUUGCAGGAAUCCUCUCCUUAUAGUACAGCCUCCCGAAGACAGCGACACUUCAUUGCCUAUUGACUGAUCCUUUCUCGUCUCCCGCUCUCGACGAACAUGGCGCGACCCACCACGAGCGCUCCGGAUGGGUCUUUAUUAGGAAUAAAUGAUAGCGGCGUUCUGCGCAUACUUCAUUAAUGCAUGAGUUGUGUUCCCGGGCAUCCAAUCAAUCUCCUAAGUGGAGCAGAACAGCCAUAAAAGACUGGCGGAGUGUGAACCGUUACACAGAUCGGGGUGGAAAUGACGGCUGCUGCUUACCAACGAGAUCUUUGGGGAAUGCGUC
Molecule: messenger RNA, 2003 nt
Organism: Nanorana parkeri
Lineage: Eukaryota; Metazoa; Chordata; Amphibia; Anura; Dicroglossidae
Gene: SHQ1
Product: SHQ1, H/ACA ribonucleoprotein assembly factor
Exons: 13
Coding region: 27-1748 (573 amino acids)
Biological process (GO): box H/ACA snoRNP assembly
Cellular component (GO): nucleoplasm; cytoplasm
Source: RefSeq, a predicted model, not a curated record